Molecule: messenger RNA, 4631 nt
Organism: Camelus dromedarius (Arabian camel)
Lineage: Eukaryota; Metazoa; Chordata; Mammalia; Artiodactyla; Camelidae
Gene: WDR33
Product: WD repeat domain 33
Exons: 8
Coding region: 201-1049 (282 amino acids)
Cellular component (GO): mRNA cleavage and polyadenylation specificity factor complex
Molecular function (GO): protein binding
Source: RefSeq, a predicted model, not a curated record
GGGGCGUGAUGACGCAGGACGUGCGCUCGGUGGCUCAUAGGGAAGAUGGCGGCUACUCUUUUGGAGGAGUGGGAUUGAGAGGGGCGGAGGGAGGAGGCCAGACAGGAGAGACAUUCCCAACGGUGAAGACGAACACUUCGCUCGCCAUCCAUUAGGAGCUCUGCUCAGCGCCAGAGGUGUCCUAGAACGAAAACAUCGCCAUGGCUACAGAAAUUGGUUCUCCUCCUCGUUUUUUCCAUAUGCCAAGGUUCCAACACCAGGCACCUCGACAACUGUUUUAUAAGCGACCUGAUUUUGCACAGCAGCAAGCAAUGCAACAGCUUACCUUUGAUGGAAAACGAAUGAGAAAAGCAGUAAACCGAAAAACCAUCGACUAUAAUCCUUCUGUAAUUAAGUAUUUGGAGAAUAGAAUAUGGCAAAGAGACCAGAGAGAUAUGCGGGCAAUUCAGCCUGAUGCAGGUUAUUACAAUGAUUUGGUCCCACCUAUAGGGAUGUUGAAUAAUCCUAUGAAUGCAGUAACAACAAAGUUUGUUCGAACAUCAACAAAUAAAGUGAAGUGUCCAGUAUUUGUUGUUAGGUGGACUCCAGAAGGAAGGCGGUUGGUCACUGGAGCUUCUAGUGGAGAGUUCACCUUGUGGAAUGGACUCACUUUCAAUUUUGAAACAAUAUUACAGGCUCACGAUAGCCCAGUGAGGGCCAUGACUUGGUCACAUAAUGACAUGUGGAUGUUAACAGCGGACCACGGAGGAUAUGUGAAAUACUGGCAGUCGAACAUGAACAACGUCAAGAUGUUCCAGGCACAUAAGGAGGCGAUUAGAGAGGCCAGUUUCUCACCCACGGAUAAUAAAUUUGCUACGUGCUCUGAUGACGGCACUGUUAGGAUCUGGGACUUUCUUCGUUGCCAUGAGGAAAGAAUUCUCCGAGUAUUCACAGAUAGCAGUACCUGCAGUCAGACCACCGGGAACACACCUGUAGUCGAACAAGUUGGAUUUACUAUUUGUCUCAGCGAAGAACAUAGACCACGGGGGAACAGUGGGGUCUCUCAGUAAGAGGGUGUUAUAAAGGUUGUAUUGGAGGAUUUGGACUUUGGGAAAUUGGGGUGAGGGUUCAAGAAAGUGACGGCUGUCCCUCUUUUAGCAGAGAGGUUUGGUAUUUAGUGGGUUGUGCAGGAUGUUGUUUUUGUCUCACUUCAUCCUGGUCUCAGAAUGACUUAAUGACGUACAGAUGUUUAGUGAGUUUAUCCAACAGGAGAACAGAAUGAUUUAGCUAUAAGUGUCAGAUCAGUUUGUAAUAACAUUUGAGGCUUAGCUGUUAGCAUCAGAUUAGUUCUCAGAGGUUAGGGACUGCUUUUUUUUUCCCCCUCCUCCAAAGCAUUUAAGUCCCACUGGGUCUUACUAUAUAGGGACCAGCUGGGGAAGGUCAGGAUUUAGUAGCAGUGACAAUAGGCCCAUCACUGGAACAAGCUGCAGUGAUACUGACAGGUACAUUUUUACAAAACUGUAAUUGGGAAGCGUGUCAAUUGUUAGCUGCCUAGAAGUAGUUAAGAGGUUUCCCCUACUCUGUUAAAGUAGGACACAACUUGCUAACGGAUGCACAAAAUAAAUAGAGGCACAGCACAGAGGCUCCCAGAUGCAGUUCAGGGCCACCAGAACUGGGUGCUGAGAUGCUGAGCGGAGUUCCGGGGGAAGGGGCUUGCUGGCAUCCCUCUUGUUGCUCAGGGUGGCCACUGCCUCUGGAGUGGCUUUGCUGCAAAACAAGCACCGUUUGCCUUUUUUGUAAAAGUGAAAAUCCUCUUUGGAUUUUUUUCUGAUAGGAGAAAUAGGUACAGGCAUACCUUGUUUCAUUGUGCUUCGCAGGUGGUGCGUCUUUUACAAACUGAAGAUUUAUGCCUGCGUCAAGCAAGCCUAUUGGCACCAUUUUCCAGCAGUGUUUUUUAAAUUAAGAUCUGUACAUUUUUUUAAACAUACUGCUGUUGCACACUUAGUGGACUUAUAUGUUAACAUAACUUAUAUGCACUGGGAAGCCAAAAAUUCAUGUGCUUUGCUUAAUUACAGUGUUUGCUUUAUUGUGGUCUGGAACUGAACCCACAAUAUCUCAGAAGUCUGCCUGCACUAACACAGGUCUCUCAUCAAAGUGAAGCUGUGUAAAGCGAGCUUUGGAAAAGUAGGGGUACCUGUAAUGGGUAAAACACACUCUUUUUAAGAAACAAAAUGAGUGAAUUUUCUUGCAUUAAUCUUUCUGGGGACCCUAAAGUUUAUCCUCCUAAAUUCAGUGUCUAGGGAUUAGUUCUUUCUUUACAUACGGGAAGAGCCAGCUGUUUAUUUUCUGUAUUGUCUAUGCUAAUAUAUAGCAGUACAUAUCAAAGAGUUCUAAAGGCUUUCAGACUUAGGAACACUGUUAAAAACCUUCCAGUUUAAAAUUAUAAUAAUAGUAAAAUUCUUCUCAGGUUGACCUAAGACCAAAAAAAAAGGGGCCAUGUUUUCAUAGCUCCACUCUAGUUUUAGUCACUGCCAUCAAAAAUCACUGAAAAGAAAUUUACAUUUAAUUUCAUUUAUUCAGAUAAUUGCUAUGUACUGUGGGCCAGGCCCUGGAUAUGGAGGAGGGAGUCCAUCAGUCCUGUCUUUAUGAGCAUACAAGUGAUAGCUGGAGAGCUUUUUUUUUUUAAGCAUCACUUAAUGCUAUAUAUGUAUAUUUUAACGCUAUCUUAAUUUCAUAUAUAUUCUAAAAGCACUGCAUUAUUGUGUGAUGGUACAUAGAAAAAUAUCCUUGUGAUUAAUGAGGUAGUUCUUAAAGUUCUUGUGACUUUAAAAGUGUUAGCUUUUUAAAAUCAGAUAUUUUGGGGGCAUCUGCUCAUGGAAGUGUGGAGAUAACAUUUUAAAACGUGGAGGUCUUGAGAACAAAAUUUGUUUCCCAGAAAAAUGCAAGAUAACCUUCUGUUGUAUCUUCACCUUGAAUAAUAUAUUCUCCUUCAUAAUGAAUCUUUAUCAUUUGGUAAAUAUUGAGUAAAUUUUAAAACUAGAAAAGCUAGGUUUGUAAUUAAGAGUUGACUGUGGUACUUAUGAAAAGUCUAGCGCACAUUUGGAUGGUGUCACAUGAUUAGAGUUCCAUUAGACAAGCAGCGCACGGCGCAGGUCCUGGUCUCUGGGUGGUGCUGUGAGUUCUGCCAUUGGUCUGUUGAGUUUUCCUACAGAAACAAAGAAUAUAAUCAUGUUUUGUCAUUGAAAUCUCUGUGAUAGCUUUGAAGGUUUAUGAGAACCUUAGAAAACUUUAAGAAAGAAUUUAGAUGGCAGAAUUUCUGACAGCUUGAUGCUCUGGAGAGAGCAGUAGUAGCACGAGAAUGUGGUUAAUUUGGACCAAACUGAGGAUGAUGACUUUACAGAAUAAGAUUUUUUUCCUGAAGAAAAAUGUGUUCAAUUGAAGUCUUAAACAGCCUGUAAUGAACUAUCAUUUAGAUUUUAUUUAGUAAGUACAGUACAUAUUUUUACAUGGGAAAGGCAUUUCCGAGUUGCCACAGAUUUCAGAUUAGUAUGUUACCAUUUUUAUCUUGGUCUAAAUCACAUGUAAAUGCCAGAAUGCAUCUUUAUGUACCCGAGGCACAAAGGUUUGUGGCACAUUGUCUUGACUUAAAGUGUCCAGAUAAGGUUUUGCAUUUUGAAAUUAAAUCCAUCUGGGCAGCAAUCCACUUUCCUGAUCCCCACAAGAUUCCCUCUUCCUGUUAUUCACCGUAACCAGUAGAUUUGCAUUUAUGUUUUCUUUGUAACUAUCCACUUACCAGGAGGGUUGAGGUAGGGUAGCACCAGUUUACUCUGUCUUCAUAGUCCGUGAUGAGCAAGUAUAUUUGCAAUACACCAUUUUUUUUCCUGUAAGAAGGGAGGAGUCAAUUUUCUGUUUUGUGUAUUGUUACCUUUAAAAUGAAAUGAUAGACUAGAGUGUAAUUGCUGUUUACAGUGGUUAAGUGACAAGGAAGAAAAAGCCGUUAAUGUUAUCCAACCUCUUCUCCAGCUGCUCCAAAAUUCUAGGUACAGUCAUAGUUUCUACUUAGGGCAAUCUUUGUUUUUCCUGUGGGGUUUUCAGCAUGACUCAUUUGAGAGCAGCAGGUCUGGCUUUGAGUGCCAGCUCUGCAAGUCAGUCUCUCUCAGUGUGCAUUUCCUCCUCUGUACAGUGGGGCUCACGGUACCUACCUCACAGGGUUGUUGUGAGGGUCCCAGAAGUACAUAGAAAGCACUUGUCAUGUUGCAGACGUGAAGUAGAUGUUCAUUGUGUAAGUCAUAUAUAUGCAAGGAAAGAUGAAUUGAGUAGGAAAGAUACAAAGGGUUUAUCUAUGAGGAGAUUGGUAGAUCAAGAACCUAGAUGGGCUGUCAUAUAUUGUUACCCUGUUUUCAGUGGUAGUUCUUAGCUUAGAAGUGUCAUUGAUAAAAUUAACUGUAUUGUAAGCCAUAUUAAAUAAAUAACAUUAUAUUGAAAUGGAAGUAUGACUUAUUUUUAAAACUUUAUACCAGUCCUCAGACUUUACUUCCACUGGCAUCUCAGGACCACAGCAUGACCUAAGACAGUACUUCACCCCCACCUGUCCCCGUUCUUUUCCCUUUUUUGGUUGCUUGCUUGUUUGGUUUUUGAAUGGAUAAUAUAUU